CGUUUUCUAAAGAAUGCGGACCUUAAAUCCGAAAUUGCAUGACGGAAUGAUAAAAGACAUUGAAAUCAACCAACACAUUUCAAAAUAAAAUCAGAGAGAAAAUGACCAGGUGUUAUGUUAAAAAUGAUAAGACUGGCAAUUCAUCAAUUCUACAUUUCUUUAAAUUUUGAUGAAGGUUUAAUCAUCCUUCAACACUGAAGUAGCUUGAUUAAAUAAGUUAACAAUGAAUAGGUCAGUGAAGUUAAUUGUCUCCUUAUUUUUGAUAUCCCAAACUAUAUCAGGUAUUUCUUCCAUAGACACAAUCCUUUUUUCGUGCCAUUUCGUGAGAGGCACUUGUGACAUGAAAAAUGAAGAAAGAGCAAGGGCAUUUUGGCAAAAUGAAUAUUUGCAUAAAGGAAGAAGAAUGG
Parasteatoda tepidariorum (common house spider) is the source of this 407-nucleotide messenger RNA. The record is from RefSeq and is a predicted model, not a curated record. NCBI's taxonomy places the organism in Eukaryota, Metazoa, Arthropoda, Arachnida, Araneae, Theridiidae.